AUGGCUUGUGUUCCAGUAGACUUUCCGACACUGAAAUUAUACGCUAUUGCAAUACAAAAUGCACACAUUUUGGCUAGUGAGAUGGAUUUUGCUAACUUGCAGCUUGCAUUCAAAAUGACUUGCGAGUUGCAACAACGUGUUGUUGAUUUAAUGUCCGAACGGAAAAGACAUCUUACAAAUUUGGAAGCUUUGGUGAAUAUGAAGAGAAAAGAUACACAUCCAGUAGGUGUUAUGGAAAUGGAGGAAGAAGUUUCACAGAGUAGGGAGACAGAAUUGUAUGCGCAACAAAACCAUUACGAUGAAAAUCAAAACAGUGAGGUUAUGCGUAGUGAAAAUAUUGAAAACGGGGAGGCAAUGAAUGACAAUCAGCAUUUGUGUGAACUGUCAAACCAGGAAGCCAAUAAUACAGAACCUCCUACUCCUACCAGUCAAACGAGUAGUAUGCGUGAAACGCUUACACCAAGUACUUCCACUUCAGAGGAAGCAUGCAAAUCAUUAAAUAAUAAACACAAAUUAAUAUCUAUAGAAUCUCUUCGUGAAGUUAUGCUUCUUGAUGGUGUUCCUAUUCAUGUCGACAAUGACAACACGGAUUGUAUUACCUGUAGACUAAGAAAUCACGUGCAAACUGAAACGAUAGUUACCAUGGUUUGUGCAGCGUGCUCAGAAUUCCCUCGGCUUUGUUCAGCACAAUGUUUUCGUUGGUGGCACAUGGUUCAUUUACCGGCAAUGCGUAAUAAACCAAGAACAGUAAUCGAAUCCGAACAAAGUGGUACAACAAUAAGCGAAUCAAAUAACCAAGUUGUCGUUUCAGAAUUACAGGCAGUUGACGGAUCAAGUGAAUUCAAACCACCUGAGAAGAAAUUAGUCCUCCAACCUUCCACAGCGCCUGUACGUCGGCGAGUCGGAAAAAGAAAACGACGUAAAGGAUUCCGAUUAUGUCAUGUGAAAAAGAAAGUAAUAUCAGUCUGGCCCGUAAGUAAAUCGUGUCGUCCGCCGAAAAAACCCCAUGCUAAUUCUGAUGAUCCACAAUGGAGACCUAAUAGGGGAUUUAUUGAAAAAGUGAACAUAAACAAUUAA
Molecule: messenger RNA, 1077 nt
Organism: Trichobilharzia regenti
Lineage: Eukaryota; Metazoa; Platyhelminthes; Trematoda; Strigeidida; Schistosomatidae
Source: the annotation of a GenBank genome assembly